GCUGUGUCUGAGUCAAGGAACAACAAAAACAUGUCUGAGUGCUACAGGCUGAAGUGUUAACUAGCGACCGACACCUGCAGUCACAUCGUCAAGUCGUCGAUUCGACUGACUGCUAUAUGAUUCCCGUCGUGUUAACGGCCGAAAACCCAGAAAGAUGCCGCAGAAAGCACUGGGAUCCAUUGUAGGUCUUCUUUGUACCGGGACUUGUCUGGUGCAGGGGAAGGAGUUCUGUUUUGGGGUAAACAACGAACAGUACCGCUGUGAGAUGGGGUACUGCUGUGGAGAGACGGAGUGUUGCACCUACUACUAUGAGCUCUGGUGGUUUUGGUUAGUAUGGACCCUGAUCAUUAUGCUGAGUUGCUGCUGUGCCUACCGACACCGGAGGGUUAAGAUGCGCUUGCAGCAGGAGCAGCGUCAACGUGAGAUCAGCCUCAUGGCCUACCAAGGGGCCUCUAGCUCCUUCAUUUCCCCUCCACCACUCAAUCUAAGGUUCUGGAACGACUGCAAACUUCCUGACUAUGAAGAGGUAGUAGGCCACCCCCCAACACCACCCCCCCCUUAUUCUGAAAACCCUCCUGAGACUGUUCCAGCACUCCCUCCACAACUGCGCCAGCCAGAUGGCGCCUCAGCGCCACAACCCCUUGCCGAGGCGGACCCGGGGAUGAGCAGAGAGGCCCUGGCCUCAUCACCAGAACAGGAAGCGGUGUUGAUGCCGGUCCAAGCGCAGUGUCUGGAGGAGGAGAACGUGGAGGCUUCGCUGAUGGCAGCGGAGGAGGACGAGGAACUCGUCACUCGGCGCCGGCACGUGACUGGCGACUCUGGGAUUGAGGUUUGCGUCUGCCAGUUGGAUGUAGAUGAGGGCUCAGGGCUUGAGGAGGAGAGUGAUGAGGAGCACAGGAUGUGUAAGGUCACCAGCGGGGACUGCUGCUCCGGAAGCCAGCAGCAACCCUUCAAUCAGAAGGAGCAUGCAUCUGAAUUGACCAGCCAGACCGCCAGCACCAGCACUGGAGACCACAUGGUGUGAUCCACAGCGUAACUAACCAGCCAAUCAGUGUGGCUUUCACUCAUGAUAUGAGAUAACUGUUGCCAUCAUCAUCGACCACAGGCACUGUCUGUGUUUUAAUUCUUUGAACUAACACAUAGGCAUGACGUUAAGAUGAUGAUGAUAACUAAUCUUUAACGGCUCCCGAUUAGGAAUGAUGAACAACACAUUAUGUGGACAAACUCCUGGCUUAAUCUGUUUUUGCUUUGCCUUUCCUUAGUGGGGAAACCAGCAAACACAUGUUGAUGCUCCAUUUGGUAUGUUUUUUUUCUUAGUUUUAAGUGAGAGAACGUCACUGGCUAGCAAGAAAGCAGCAAUUGAUUGUGACAGAAAUCAGAAUUGACUGUUCGCCUUGGUCCUACCCUCUCCUUCAGCACUGCCAUCAUGUUUCCGUUUCUGUCUCGCUGCUCUCCUUGGUCAAAACAUUUCCGGUGGGAUGUCGGUUAGGAGCAUACCAACACGGUCAACAACAUUUCUCCCCCUGUCCCCACGCUACAGCUAAGCAGAGAAGUCAUAAACAACCCUCUUGAAAACUUAAGCUGUUACUGGAUGAAUUGACCAGAGCACACAUUUUGUUUUUUUUCCCCCAAAGCUGUGUGUGUUUAAGAGAGUGCUGUGAAAUCUAGGGAACAGCUGCAUGGUGAUGUCAGCUCUGAGGUCAUGGUAACCAGCGUCUCUUGUCCUCUGGUCUGUGGGAUGUUUAAGCAUCUUGAUUGGGGGGUAAACUAUCAGACUAAACACCCAUAAAUAGCAGAGGCAGCUUCAGAAAAGAGCUGGGGGGUUUUUGUUUGGCCUCUGGGUUUUAAAUGUUGUACAACCCCCCCCCUUGAUAUCCAGACUGUGGUCUCCACAGCUCUGUGGUCACCAAUUAGCAUGACUGUGGGUAAGGAGUGAUCAGCUUUUUAUGACUUAUUGAUUGUGUGCAUGUUAUCUCCCCACUUCAGUUUCUGACUGCAUUUAAUUGUCAGUAAAUGCCAAGAGGGCUAUGCCACCGACAUUUUUUAACCAAUAAAAAGCCUUGUGGUGGCUCUAUGUUAGCGUUAUGAGUGAGUGUAUUGCUCAGUAUAUAGUUUUGAUGUUAAUAGCGAUGGAUGUACUCGCUUUUGUUUUUUCAUUUCAUAACCAGCUGUGCUUCAGUAAAUGCCACAGGUAUCACCAUUAAUUGCAACAAAGCUCCUGACGGGGGCUGCUAGACUGCGUACAAAUGAGUGGGUGUUUUAGUGCAGUAGGGAAGGGUUGUGUGUGUGUAUAUGUUUAAAGUGCUGUAGUACCUGGUUUUAAUACGUACUCAGCGCUGAGGUGGAUUAACAAAUGAAAGCACUGGGUUUUUUUUUUUUGCAUGAGGCAUGAAUUUCUGUGUUUUAUAUUUGAGUUAAUUAGCAAUUUCUAGUGGUUGUGCAGCUAGCUUUGCUCAUCUGUUUGUCAAAAAGAUAGUGGGCUACAGAGGCUACACAACUCCGUACCCAGAUGCUGGGGUAAAGAAAUAGACUGGAGUUGACCAGUUGGAUCUAGUUCAUUAUGUGAGCUGUGCUAUGCUGUUACGCAGCACUGUUAGCUAGCUAGCUGGUGCUGUCUUGGCUCUCUGUGGCCCCUGUAGCUCUUGGCAGUGUGAGGGAUUUGCAGUGGUAUUUUCCAUUGGCAGCAGAGAGCGGGCGCAUGAGACAGUCGAGGUGGAUGCAGGCUCUGCUCUGCGGUCCUAGUCAGUGAUGGCACAGCUGCAGAAUCUAUUGUGAUUAACUGCAUGCUGCUCUGCCUUGCAUGUUGCUUGCCCAGUAAUACUGUACAGUAUGUAUUCAAAGCACAGCAGUUGAGCUGGGCGUUGUCUGAUAGGAAAACAACCACAAAACAAAAACCGUUAUUUGUUAAAAGGUUAAAGUCUGUGCAAGACAAGCAGUAACUGAUAAGUCAGUAAAUGUGUCAUUGAGAAUUUAGUUUGGAACAAUGUUAAACAACUUUUUUUUUUUUUGCCAUUUGUCUGCUCUGAUAUUGUGUGACAAAAUGGGCACAGUGUAGAGACUCUGUUCGGUCAUUCUGCUUCACAUAAGCACACGCUCACAAAGUACUGCUCCUGAUUGGCCUUUGAUGUGAAACUCCAGGGUGGAAUAUUCUGUGAUGUAGAAAAAUUAAUCAAAAGUAUAAAUGCCCUAAACUGUCUCCACGCUGGGUUCUGCGCAUAAAUGUGUGUCAUUUUGGGACCCAUGCAGCCUAUGAAAAUGUUUCCUCUUUCCACCAACUAGCAGCAGCCCAGAGCUCUGUUCUGGUUGUGGUUGUGUUUCUUGUUUCUGUGCUCUACCACCUGAGAUAGAACACUUAAUGUUGUGGCUGAAAUGUGGGGAAACCAUACAAGGGGGCCAGCGCACCGAGUAUGUGAACUCAAGAGAGUGUAACAAAAUGAACACACAGCUGCGCGAGGCUUAAAUUGAAAGACGAUUGCUGUCAGCCACUUCUGCAGUGCUAGUGUUUGCAGUCUUUGUGUCGUCUAGUUGAGCAUGUGUGUAAAUAUGAAGCUAUACUAACGUGACAAUGACCUUUUGAGAGGAGCUGUUAAACUAGUCCAUUAGCAUAAGUAAUUUAAGACAUUUUUUGACCAACACACCUCAAGCUGCCUUGCUGCAUCUCUAGAGAGCAAAUGUCUUGAUUAUGGAGCUGCACAAUAAAAUAUAGCCUCUGUAUGCAGAAACAGAUGCGCUACUGCCUUAUUAGAGUAGAUGUAGUGAAGUGGGUUUGUCCUGGAUUUCUUUUUGAAUGGUAGUAUUUGUGUUGUUCCAAGCAUGACUGCUUCAGAGCAGGGAAGCACUUUUGUAUCAACAGAAAAUUGCGUCUGAUCUUGUUCUGAGAAAGUGCACUCGAAAAGGAUGUGGUUUAUAAACAUUUCAAAGCCACAAGAUUUAAACUGUCACAUGCUCUGUAGAGUUGUACUUAACAUUGAUUUUGUAUCUGAGGGGUGGUUGUGUUGAAUUUAAAAUAAUACUGUGUGUGUAGUUAGUUGUGGCACUGAUGGAAUUCGUCAAGACCAGAUUGUUGAGUUUGUGCUCACUCCUUUUGUUCCAUGGAUCUGGUUGCAAUUAGUUUGUGAAAUUAACUGACUUGAAAGCAUGAGGAAAAUAAGAAAGAAAAAAAAAUCUGAUUUUAGUUUUCUGUGGUCUCGUUGUGAUUCAUCCUAUCUGUGUUUGGAGGACAAAAAUAAACUCCAGUGAGAAAUUGCUUUGUAACCUUUUUGCUAAGGUGCAGCUUUGCUUAUUUGUAUACGUGUGUGGACAAAAUAACAGAGGACACGGAUGAGGAACGAAGAGGGAAGGGUAGUUCUGUUUUGUUUUUUUGCAUGAGUGAACUGGACGUCCAUAGUUUUCCUAUUGCCAAACAACAACUACGCCUCCCUGGUUUUCACAUGUUUACGGAGAUUAAGGGCUAUAUCAGUCAUCAACUGUGGACAAACAUCCAUCUAUUUCAUUGAGUGAUUCGUCUGCUCUGUGCUGUUCAUUCAUUUCAAGCCACAGUUGCCAAGAUCCACCAUCUGAACGUGGUUAUUGUUUUGGAUGUGGGCGUCCUUUUAACGUUGAGGCGGUGCUCAUAUUUAAUAAUAGCUGAUUGUAAAUGACUGUAUGUUUGUUUUAUAGGCUCUAACUUUGCCUUUUUGGGUUUUUGUUCACGUCAGCUGAGGUGCGUGAGGCAACGUCCCCCCCCAUCUACCCCACUCCCCGUCCAAAGAGAACGAUUCUUCCUUAUGUAACUAGUUGCAUGUGUGGUUGUGACAGGAGUGUCUUUUUUUUUUUUGCUCCAUCUCUGUGGACCGUGACUCCACCCUCUCUCCGCUGGGCUCUGUCUUGGUAACAGAAAGUGUAGCCAAUGCUGUAGCUGUUUUAUUUUGCUCAGCUGCGGCUCUGCGUGUGGACCCUUGGAAACGGGAGGGCACGUCCACCCAUGCAAGAGCGCACACAGAAUAAUCUACCAAAGUCGCUGCCAUCUCUGCGUGCUACACGGAUCAUUGCUGUUGUCACCACUCCCUGCGUGCGUGUGUGUGUUUGUGUGGUUGUUGGCAUGACAAUGGUCUGUUUGGUUUCCCACUCUCAGGGUCAUCUUUAAACGAGCAGUGCUAGAGUUUUAAAUUAACAAAUUUUUGACCCACCAGUCUCAUAAAGCCAAAGCCGUUGUUUCAUGGUUACUGUCGGUCUUUAUUUCAGCAUCACGCAUCUCAGUAGUUUAUUGUACUUUACUCUACUAGGCUAUGCAAAAACAUAAACCUACUGUUACAUGCUGCGACCCCUUUCUCAUUUUCUCUUUCAUUUAAAUGUGGGCACCAGUACAAGCAAUAUAACUCUCAGCACUGUACUGUAAUUUACCUUGGUUGGUCUGUGUACAUGUAAAAAAAAACUUGUAAAAAAAUGUACUUGUAAUGCUACUUCAAUGAUGAUGUGAGUAUGUAUGCUUCAGUGUAAGCUGAGGGGCUUUGAGUUAAAAAGCCAUUCUAGUUUAUAUGUUCUUUUCCCUCUUUUCGGCUUUAUCCCGUUUGGCUCCUCAACCACUCACACUUUCUUCUUCUGAUUUAUGGAUUAAACCACAUUAUUAAGUUGUAUAAGCCGAUGGAAAAAGUUGAAUAUAUUGUUUUUGUUGGAUGAAUUCUUUUGGUAUCUUUGGUCUUUGUAACUUUAUCAUCCCUUUGUAGAUUUUUUUUUGUUGUUGCACUAAUUCAGUGUGUCGAGUUUUCUCAGUUAAAACAACUUUUCCUCUUUUUCCAUCUUCAUGAAUUUUUCACUGACUGAGUACUUAACUGUUGCCUUUUAAUCCACAGUUAUUAUGACACCAUCGAUUUCUAAAUUUUUAUAUAUUAUGCAUAUGACAGACCUCAACAUGGAACACAGUCAGCUUACAUUUAGACCAGCAUAUUUAGGCUCGAGGAAUGACUUUGAACUUGUGAAAGAAAAAAAUAUCCCUAUUAUCACAAUGUGAUUGUUUCUGUCAGGAAACCAGGAAACUGUACUUUUGUCUCAACCAUACAUAAUACCAAACAGAUGGAGGUGCCGUGGUUGAGCUAUGUGGACUUUUUUUUUUGCCAAAAUGAGAAACACCCUAGUUUGAGAAGGAAGCAGGCAUCUACAAACACACACCAGACUCUUUCUACAUUGUUUUCCUAAUAACUAUAAACAAGCCAAAAUGAGUAAAGUGGAAAAAGAAAAAAAACUUUAAGGCACUGAAUUACAGAUUUAAAAAAUGCUUUGGUUUUAGUAAAAAGUCUGCUGUGUACUCUUUGGGUCAUCAUUUGUAUUUUAUUUUUUUAAUAAAACAAACAGUGGCACUCAA
This is a messenger RNA of Lates calcarifer (barramundi perch), 6340 nucleotides long. It is a transcript of the gene wbp1, whose product is annotated as WW domain binding protein 1. The coding region runs from base 155 to 1024 and encodes 289 amino acids. The transcript is spliced from 4 exons. Lineage: Eukaryota; Metazoa; Chordata; Actinopteri; Centropomidae. The record is from RefSeq and is a predicted model, not a curated record.